Daphnia pulicaria is the source of this 1987-nucleotide messenger RNA. RefSeq names its product diuretic hormone receptor-like. The transcript has 12 exons. The record is from RefSeq and is a predicted model, not a curated record. NCBI's taxonomy places the organism in Eukaryota, Metazoa, Arthropoda, Branchiopoda, Diplostraca, Daphniidae. Gene Ontology annotation, cellular component: plasma membrane. Bases 298 to 1902 code for a protein of 534 amino acids. Gene Ontology annotation, molecular function: diuretic hormone receptor activity; peptide hormone binding; G protein-coupled peptide receptor activity. Gene Ontology annotation, biological process: cell surface receptor signaling pathway; adenylate cyclase-modulating G protein-coupled receptor signaling pathway.
GUCGACGACUCAUCGUUAAAAUGACGAGCGUUUCCUGAGUGAAACUCAACAAAAAGCACACUCCUCCUCUACACUAUGUGAAGGUGAAAAAAAUAUUGUAUCUACCGAGCAAGUGGAAAAAACGACAAUCAAGGAGUUGAUUCUAGACAACGAUAGCGCAAUGGGUUCUCCGAAGCGAUGCUUUCCCAAUUAAUGUAUAGUUGAAACUUUGGCAUUUGGCUAUUAAUCAGACCCGAUAUCGAUCGUUCCGUUUUUGCCACUUGGACAUAUCAGCUGCUCUAACUUGGACGAUACACUAUGGACCGGGAAAAUCACUUUCUUCACCAUCCAAUGAUGGCGUCGAAAAGCGUGUGGCUGGGACAGUCGUUGGACGUUGGGGAAGAUAAAAGUGUCGAUAAAACGCUGGGCUUGGACGAGUUGAUGGCCCUCAACAUCACUAACGAGAACGAACUCGACUGUUUGUUCAAUUUCUUGCACGAAUCCUACCCACCGGUGAUAUUUGAAAAUCUCUCAGACUCCUUCUGCAACAGCACCUGGGACGGAGUCAGUUGCUGGCCGACGACAGUGGCCGGUUCAACGUCCUUCCUGCCCUGCGUCGACGAACUCAACGGCAUCAAAUACGACACAACACAUAACGCGACGAGGGUCUGCCAGCCGAACGGCACAUGGGCCAACUACAGCAAUUACCGGUCGUGCGUCCCGUUGUCGUCGGACUUUGGCGGCGCGACGCCCGAAUAUGGCGUCGGCAUCAGCGAGGACACGACCACCAUCUACUUCACCGGUUACACCGUCUCCAUCGUGGCGCUGACACUCGCCAUCUGGAUUUUUAUUCACUUCAAGGACCUACGCUGCUUGCGCAACACCAUUCACACGCACUUACUCAUCACGUACGUCAUGGCCGACCUGCUCUGGAUCGUCACGGCCACUCUGCAGUUGUACCGGGGCGAAACCAACAAAGGAUCUUGUAUCAUCGUCAUUUUCUUGCACUACUUCCAUCUGACCAACUUCUUUUGGAUGUUCGUCGAAGGUUUUUAUCUCUACAUGCUCGUCGUGGAGACGUUUUCUGCCGACAAGAUCCGGUUGCGCAUCUACGCCCUUAUUGGCUGGGGGAUUCCGUUGCCGGUCGUCAUCGUUUGGGUCGUCGUCAAAGCCAACUGGUUCACCUACACGUCGACCGAAGGCCAGCACCAGAAGCUGGACCUGGAGUCGUUCCUGGCCAGCUGUCCGUGGAUGGUGGCCAACAGUUACGACUGGAUCUACAUGACGCCGGCCAUCGUCGUACUUUUUGUCAACAUUCUCUUCCUUGUCAAGAUCAUGUGGGUUCUGAUAACGAAAUUGCGUUCGGCCAAUUCGGUCGAGACGCAACAAUACCGCAAAGGCAGCAAGGCCCUUCUGGUGCUGAUACCGCUCCUCGGACUCACUUACGUCCUGGUCAUCGCCGGCCCAACGGAAGGACUCAUCGCCAUUUAUUUCUCACACAUUCGAGCUGUUCUACUUUCCACACAGGGAUUCCUGGUGACCCUUUUCUUCUGCUUCCUCAACACGGAAGUGCGCAACACGUUGAGACACAACUGGGCCAGGUGGAAGAUGACCAGUCGCUGGCUCGAAGAUUCCCAGAAUCAUGGCAGUCGAAGAAAUGGCACGGCGACAGACAGCAAGCGCAACUCCAAGGAGGGAUCUCGAGCUCCAUGCAGAAGGCUUUACAGCUAUCCGGAUCACAGCAGCAAGCGUGAUUCAGCCUUCAGUGAAGUGACGAUGGUUGCGCCAUUCACUCCCAUUUCAGUCCUUCAUCUGAACACCUUUGGACCAAGCAGCAGCAGUGUUGAGGACGAGAUUGAGAACCGAACUGAACGUUAUUCUUCGUCCAAUAUUGCCAAAGAAUCGAGAAAUUCAGUUUGUUAAUCGUCAGAUGUCUAAUAUGAGGGAACUUUCGCCAACUAUACUACGGACGGACCGGUUACGUCAUCAGGGCGAAAACUUUUUUUUU